AUGAUACCUGAUCUUGAAAACAAGUUGUUAUUGGCAAGGUUUUCAGAAAUACAGGCUUUACAAUCUUCUACGCUUUAG
This is a messenger RNA of Lathyrus sativus (Indian pea), 78 nucleotides long. Lineage: Eukaryota; Viridiplantae; Streptophyta; Magnoliopsida; Fabales; Fabaceae. The record is from the annotation of a GenBank genome assembly.